AUGGCUCCUCUCAUGCGUGAAGAACAACAACAAGAAUCACAACAACCGCAAGAGCAGCUAGCCAGCGAUCGCUUCUCCAAUUGUAGUAAUGAUUCCGAUAGCUCUCCCUCUUCGUCUCAUCGAAGAGUGCGCAUUCGCUUCAAUCAUACGCCACAAGUGGAAACCAUUGAAAGCAAGGACGACUUUACUCCUUCCGAAUUGAGUGCCUCUUGGUACUCUGGUGAAGAGAAGCGUGCCAUGUACGAAGACUACGAGAAGAUUGUCAUGCGCAUGGAAGCUGGCAGAAGACCCAAGAAGAACACCACUUACCGCGGACUCGAGAACUUUUCCGAGACCAACUCGGCCCAAUUGGAUGAGAUUGUUCAUGCUUGCAUUGAUGCAGUCAUGGAUGACCAAGAUCGUCAAUGGGCUGAGAAUGGUAACGAGGCUGACUGGGAUUCCUUCCGCGAAGUGUCGCUUCAGGUUUCUCUUCAGUCUGCGUCUCUUGCGUACAAGAUGGCCGAGUACGAUGAACGUGAAGCCCGCAAGGCUUACAUUGCCAUGGCCAAGGAAGAAUUUGAACGCCAACAAGGAAAGGAGGUCCAACAAGAUGAUGCCUCUGUCGGCACUGAAGUCACUGAGGUUACUACCUCUACCAUGGCUCAAGAUGUCAAGAGCAACCACCACAAGAUUGUUUCUCCACUAAAACUUGGAGGACGCAGCAAAAAGUCGUCCAAGGCAACCAACAAGAAUGGCAAGAACCGACCACCCAAGGCUCGCAGUUCCGGAAGUCGCAAGACUUUGGGAGACGCCCUUGAGAAUCUGAACAAGAAGAAGGCUGUCUACAAUGAUAAAUUGAGAGAUCGCGAAUUCCAACCCAAAGUCUUGAGAGUGAGAUAA
Cylindrotheca closterium is the source of this 879-nucleotide messenger RNA. NCBI's taxonomy places the organism in Eukaryota, Bacillariophyta, Bacillariophyceae, Bacillariales, Bacillariaceae. The record is from the annotation of a GenBank genome assembly.